Anisakis simplex (herring worm) is the source of this 255-nucleotide messenger RNA. Lineage: Eukaryota; Metazoa; Nematoda; Chromadorea; Rhabditida; Anisakidae. The record is from the annotation of a GenBank genome assembly.
AUGACUAGCACUCUGUCAGCGCAUGAACAAGCGAUGUCAAUUGCUGCAGCAACCGCCAUGUUCAGUCAGUGUUCGAUCGAAGAUGAGAAUGACGACGCACUCAAAAGAAUGGUUGCCAAUUUGAACCGCCGAUAUUCAAGCAAUGCUGAUGGUUCACAUAUUCAGAGGAGAAAUGCAGUCGGCAAUCUAUUCGAGGGUGUUGACCUAGCGUUCAUUAAGCAGCUUACAACCAGUGCACCAAUUCAGUUACAAUAA